Molecule: messenger RNA, 2217 nt
Organism: Diospyros lotus (date-plum)
Lineage: Eukaryota; Viridiplantae; Streptophyta; Magnoliopsida; Ericales; Ebenaceae
Product: heat shock cognate 70 kDa protein-like
Exons: 2
Coding region: 203-2062 (619 amino acids)
Biological process (GO): cellular response to unfolded protein; protein refolding
Cellular component (GO): cytoplasm
Molecular function (GO): heat shock protein binding; ATP-dependent protein folding chaperone; misfolded protein binding
Source: RefSeq, a predicted model, not a curated record
CUAGAAAGUUCUGAUCAUUAACGCGGAGCCGACACAAAUAUAGACUGGUGACCUUUUCAAUGUCAGUCCAUAGAUUCCGAAAGCUUUUGUAUAAAUCUCUCCUUAGCAAGCACACAGACGGUAGCUCGAGACAAGAUAUAUUACAAUUUCUAAUAUAUUGCCCAGCUGCCAGAGUUUUCUGUUGAGGCAAAUACAUAUAUAUAUGGCCGGAAAUAAUGGAGUGGGGCCGGCGAUCGGGAUCGAUCUGGGGACGACGUACUCGUGCGUCGGCGUGUGGCGGCACAACCGGGUGGAGAUCAUAGUCAACGACCAGGGUAACCGGACUACGCCGUCGUACGUGGCGUUCACCGCCACGGAUCGGCUCAUCGGCGACGGCGCCAAGAAUCAGGUGGCCAGGAACCCCACCAACACUAUCUUCGAUGCAAAGCGAUUGAUCGGUCGAAGAUUUAGUGAUGAGUGUGUGCAGAGUGACAUGAAGCUCUGGCCUUUUAAAGUUGUAGCUGGUCCAGGGGACAAACCCAUGAUUGAGGUGAGCCACAAGGAUGAGCGUAGGCAAUUCGCUGCAGAGGAGAUAUCAUCAAUGGUACUCAUGAAAAUGCGAGAGGCUGCAGAGGCCUUUCUUGGAUCAACUGUAAAGAAUGUUGUUAUCACCGUUCCUGCCUAUUUCAACAAUUCACAGCGCCAAGCUACCAAGGAUGCAGGCGUCGUCUCUGGCUUGAACGUCAUGAGCAUCCUAAAUGAGCCCACUGCUGCUGCCAUUGCCUACGGCUUGGAAAUGGAAAUCGGCAGUGAUGGCUACAAAAACGUGCUCAUCUUUGAUCUCGGUGGCGGUACAUUUGAUGUCUCGCUUCUGACGAUGAAGCAGGGUGUCUUUGAAGUGAAGGCCACUGCCGGCGACACUCGUCUUGGAGGAGAAGACUUUGACAAUAGAAUGGUGAACUACUUUGUUGAGGAGUUCAAGAGGAAGAUGAAGAAGGACAUAACUGGGAACCCUAGAGCUCUGCGAAGACUUAGGACUGCUUGUGAAAAAGCCAAGAGGGAUCUCUCGUCGACUGCUCAAACCACCAUCGAGAUCGAUUGUCUGUAUGAAGGUAUCGAUUUCUCCACUACCAUUACUCGUGCUAAAUUCGAAGAAUUCAACAUGGAUCUCUUCAAGAUUUGUAUGGAUCUGGUUAAGAAUUGUUUAACAGAUGCCAAUCUGGACAAAAGCAACAUCCAUGAUGUUGUCCUUGUGGGUGGCUCCACGAGAAUUCCAAAAGUGCAGGAGAUGCUACAAGAUUUCUUCGAUGGGAAGGAACUAUGCAAAAGUAUAAACCCAGAUGAGGCAGUUGCCUACGGUGCUGCCAUUCAUGCCUCCGUUUUGGAUGUAAACACUACUGAUAAGGUUCAUGACGUAGUACUGUUGGACGUAACCCCGCUGUCUCUUGGCGUGGGGUUGCAUAGUGGCUUUAUGUCUGUUGUGAUUCCGAGAAACACUCGUACUCCCACCAAGAUGGAGGCUGAGUUCACUACAGCAAAAGAUAACCAGACCAGCAUUUUAUUUGAUGUCUACGAGGGUGAGAGAACACGAGCUAACGACAACAAUUUUCUCGGCAAAUUCACCCUUGCUGGCGUCCCUCCUGCUCCGGUUCGUGCUCCUAAGAUCAAUGUCUGUUUUGAGAUUGAUGCAAAUGGCAUCUUGCAUGUCUUGGCUGAGGACAAGGGAACUGGGCAGGUGAGCAAAAUCACCAUUAGCAAUGUAGAUGGAAGAUUGUCCAAAGCAGAGAUAGAUAGAAUGGUGGAGGAUGCCGAGAAGUACAAGGCCGAAGAUGAGGAACUCAAAAAGAAGAUUGAAGCUAAGAAUGCUCUUGAGUCCUAUGUGUACAAGCUAAGAAAUGCUAUUGAGGAUCAGAUGAUCAUUGCCAAGUUAUCGCUAGAUGACAAGAAGACGAUAGAAAAUGCAAUUGAGGAAACCAUUCAGUGGCUCGCUGCCAACCAGUCGGUAAAGGUAGAUGAGUUUGAAGAAAAGAUGCAUUAUUUGGAAAAAAUUUGGAAUCCCAUUGUCACCAAGAUUUACAUAUGAAACUUGAAAAUUUGAUAUAGCUAGCAAGCAACUUAUUCCUUUCUAAUGCCUACAUAAGCACGAUGAAGUAUUUGCAAUUUGCAUGAUUGCUUAAUUAAGGCUUGGCAUGUUAUUGUGUUGUUGUUAUGUAUAUGAUAUAAUUUGACAUUAUGUAA